AUGCAACAUAAUUCAUUACUUAUAUGUCAACGGUGUAAACAAAUGCUUUAUUCUCAUAUUGAUUUAUCUAAAACAAUGAAUGAUGUUAUACAAAGUGGACAAAGAGAUGAAAAUUGUUCAUUAAUUGCAGAAGCAGGAUUUAAGUCAAAGGCAUUUGUAUGUGAUGAGUGUUUACAAAUUGUGUUACAUAAAAUGGAAGAUUAUGAAGACUUUGAACGAUACCAUACAACAAAAUGGAAUGAACUAACAGAAGAAAUAGAAAAUAUAAAAGAAGAUAUUGAUAAUAUUGAUGUAAUUCUUCAAGGAUAUGAAAAUACAAAAGAAAAUGAAGAGUCAGUAAAACGGUUAAGAGAAUUAAAAGAACAAUCUUUUGAACAACUCAACGAAUUACUUAAAGAAAUUGAUAAAUUCGAUAUUAAAUGUACAGAAAGUAUAGAAAAACAGUACUGGACAAUCAACAAUAAAUUAUUGAAAGACCUUCAACAAUCAACAGAUGAACAAUUAGAAUUAAGUAAUACAAUAGCAUUAUUAAAAGACGAAUUACAAACAAUUGAAAAGAGAAGUAUUUUUGGUUCAUUGUUUGAAGUUGAGUCAUUUAGUGAUGGUUCAGUGACACUAUGUGGUAUUCCUUUUAAAUAUUCUAUUGAAAAAGUUAAUGAGUUUAAUAUUGCAAUGGGAAAAUUAGUAUUAGGUAUUUAUUUAAUGGGAAAGAAAAUUAUUCCUAAACAUUCAACAAUUCCAAUUCCAUUUGAUGAUCAUUCUCAAAUAUCUGUACAGAUAGGUCAAAAGAAAAAUGUUUAUAAUUUAUUCAUUCAAAAUCAAUCAUUUUAUUCAGAAGCUGAUGAAUCAUUCAAAGAAGGAUUUAAGCAUUUGAUUUAUUAUUUUAGUGACUUGUAUGAAAAGUGUUCAGAUAUAUGGCCAAAAUUAAAAGAAAAAUAUCAUUACGAAAUUAAACCAACAACAAUGUGCGUAUUUGAUACAAAAUUAAAUAAAAGUUAUUUACUUAUCUUUGAUAGAACAAAAAUAGAACAAUGGAACAAAGCUAUUGUUGGAUUAUUAAAAUUGUUUAAUUACCUUUCAAUUAAUUUUGAUAGACUACUUGAUAUAAUAGAGAAAACGAGUGUAAUAGUAGCACAAGAAAAUGAAUAA
Messenger RNA from Entamoeba nuttalli P19, 1149 nucleotides. RefSeq lists its product as hypothetical. The transcript has a single exon. Lineage: Eukaryota; Evosea; Mastigamoebida; Endamoebidae. Bases 1 to 1149 code for a protein of 382 amino acids. The record is from RefSeq and is a predicted model, not a curated record.